UCGUAUAUUUGUAUUUUUAUCUCUGCCCUUCUCACUCUUCACACACGCACUCUCUCCCUCUUUUCUUCUUCUUCUUCUCUCUCUCUCCCACAAUGCCUUCGUCGUCGACCGCCUGAUUCAUCCACGUCAUGAUUCCCGCCUAUUAGACGGACACCUCUCUGUUCUCUCUCUCUCUUUCAGAGGGUUUCCCCUCCCUGCGGUCGUUUCCUGCUUGGUUCUCGCGUGUUUGGUUGGAAUUGAGGGGGGACCCGUCGGGUGUUUUUGGUUGCAGACUCGAGGAAUCGAGAAGGUGGUAGGUGACACCCGAAUUUGAAAGAGCCGCUCCGGAUUUAUGUCCCUCAAUCAAUCUAGAGUGGAAAGAGCCGAGCAGCACACCCGCAAAUCUGGAAGAUCUAGUGGACCUGGGCAUCAGAGGGGCUUCCACAACGCCAACGCGGUAAAGAGUGGCGCCGCCGGCGCGGGCUCUUCCGCCCCCCCUCCUCCAUCUUCCUCCAGUUCUUCGUCGUCAUCGGCAAGCGCCAACAGGAGUUUUAAAAAGAGUAAUGGACAAGGAGGGCAGUCAAGGGUGAGCAACAUUGCAACAAAUUCUGAAGCGAAUAUAAGCCGUGGAUUGCAGAAUGGAACACUCCUGCAUAACCAGAAACCUGUGGUUCCUUUGCCUGGACCCUCUGGAAUGGCAAACCCUGAUGUCACUAAGCAGGUCGAUCACUCUCAUCCAAAAAAUGCACAACCUCCUAGGGUUCCUACUUCUCAUUCUGGUGCUGCUUCAUCAGAAUCAACAUCAAUAGCUUCUCCAUCAGGAGAUGCCUCAAAAAUGUUUCCGCUUCAAUUUGGGACCAUAACUCCAGGUUUCAUGAAUGGGAUGCAGAUACCUGCACGGACCAGUUCUGCACCGCCGAAUUUGGAUGAGCAAAAAAGAGAUCAGGCACGCAAUGAUAGUCGACCUAGCCCUGUACCCGUGGCAGUCGCUACCAAACAGCAGCAGAAGCAGCACCUUCAGCCACCACAACUGCAGCAGCAACAGCAGCAGCAUCCUAGAAGGGACUUAGGUGCCAAAGUUACUAAUGUUGCUGAGCCAAACCAGCCUUCCCAGCCCAGAAGGGAUGCCACUGUACUUCAGACUCCAGUACCACCUCAAACCUCUUCAGCUAAGCCUUCUGUUCUGCCUCUUGCGGGGGGUUCCAUUUCUAUACCUUUUCAACAGCCUCAAGUAACGACACAAUACAGCACUCCAAAUUCCCAACAGUCACAGAGUGUUUCUGCUGGCUCACUUCAAAUGCCGUUGCCCCUUUCUGUUGGAAAUCCUACACAAGUUCAACAGCCGUUAUAUGUUCACGGAUUACAAUCCCAUCCAUUGCAGGCACAAGGUAUGAUUCAUCAGAGUCAGGGACUGGGUUAUGCACCACAGAUGAACCAUCAGCUUGGGCCUCAAUUGGGUAACAUGGGUAUCAGUGUGGCUCAAUUUCCUCAACCGACUGUUAACAAAUUUGUUACACCACGCAAGGCAGUCAAGAUAACUGAUCCUAAAACUCAUGAAGAAUUGAGACUGGAUAAGAGAACUGAUUCUUUUACUGAUACAUCAUCCUCAGGGCAGACAGUUCAGCUUUCUAGAUCUCAUGCUGCUGUUGCUACUCAAACCCAGCAACCUAUUCCUUCAUUCUCUUCCACCCAUCCGAUCAAUUACUACACUCCUAUGCAACCUAAUUCUUAUACUCCGUCAAUCUUUUAUGCUGGUCAACCUACCCAUCCUUUAGCUAAUGCCCAGGUAGCUCCUGGGUCUUCAGCUACAAGGUAUGGCUAUCCAGUUAGCCAUGGUGGCCCAACUGUAUCUGUUGCAAACCCUGUUGCACUGGGUACCUCCUUGCCUCAAUCUAGGUCUGGGCUAUCAUCACAAGCUAAUUCGGACACUAUAAAUGUAGAAGUAAUUACUGCUCCAGCAGCAUCUGUUCAGGUAACAGUGAAGCCACCUCCAACAGGUUCACUUCCAGGAAAAGUUGGGAUCUCCACUUCUACACCAUCUGGUGAUUCUUCUUCUGGGAAGAAAGGUGCUGUUGUUCAAACUGAACCUGUUAAGAUGUCAAGGCAUCAGGAGUCUGGCGCCUCACAUUUGCAAAGGUCUACUGAGGGGGCAAGACUGAUUUCAUCUGCCAUGGGAGAGAUAUUAGCACAGUCUUCAUCGACAACUGUUUCUUCAGCAGUGGUUGGUGAUGCUGGCCCCGGGAGUUGUAUUGAACAGCCAAAAUCUGCUUCUGGAAUGCCAUCACCUCUUAAUACAUUACAUGCCACUGUUAAAAGUCCUGCAUCAUCUGCUGCAACUGUCGAAGAGAGACAAUUAUUCACUGUUUCUUCAGUUAAUCCUAUUACCUUAACUGAAGAUCCAGCAAAUAUCUUAACGAAUCCUGAAGGUCGCAAAUGGGAUCCUCUUAAAAAGUCAGAUUCCUUUAAGGAUCAGCAGAAGCUGAACAGAAAGGAGCUGCAGCAGUCCGAGUCAGAGAAUCAGAUCUGUAACUCUGCUGGUAAACAGAAAUCUUCCUCUGUGGUGUCAUCAAAAAUUAGUGAAAUGAAUUCAGAGCAUGGUUCCAGAACAGACGAGUCCAAACCAGGUGUGUUGGAUGGGACCCUGACCUCUACUCCACGUCUUUCAUCCUUCAAGUUGGAGAAUAGCAGACCUUCAGAAGUUGUUGAAGUUCCAGAAACAAAAGAUGAUAAAACUUUAUUGGCUUCAUCUGGAAGAUCCGUCACAGAAUUGGAAGUGACAGAAGGACCAAUAAAUUCUGAGACUACCAGCUCUGUUCCAUCUGAUGCAGUGCCAGUUGAAGCUGUUGCAGAGGCAGUUAGUCCUGUGAAGCUCUUGCAUUCUGAUCCUUCUGAAGUAGUGGUAACUAUUCCAAAAAGUUCAGUUUCAGGGGAUCUGGUCCCUCAUGAUUUGGGCACAAGAGGCGAAGCCAGUGGUGCAUCAGGGUUGGAAGACAGUAUAAGCAAAACACCUACUACCAAACUAGAAACUCAAGAAAAUAUGUCUCUUGUUGGAUGUUCUGGUAAUAGUCAGAGCACAGAUGCAAGUUUGCACCAGGUUCCAGUGGUUGACAAAGUGGAAGAAAUAUCUGUUCAAAUAGACAGUUUGAAGGUUGAACUAGAAGAUACGGUUGAAGAGGUAUCAGAUUCUUCCUUGAGUCGUCCUUCUGAUGAAGCUUUGGGAGUUGAUGUAGAUAAGGAAGAAAGCAUGGGUGUUUCCGCUAUUGCUUCUCAUACAGUUUCAGAUUCUGCAGAAACUGAAAAUUUGCCUCCUUCAGCACAUUUGACUAGAGGUGAUUAUGAAAAACAAAAUGAAAGAGAGAGUAAAAUGUCUAUUGAAGAGAUUGAAUCACCAGCUGAAUCCACAAGCUCAAGUCGAGAGUCCGCCACUGCUGUACCUGAAGGGACACAGGAACAUGAAUCUUCUAGGGGUUCAGAAAACCUAAAUAGUGGUGUGAGUCCAAGUACUUUGUCAACCUCCAGGGAUAAAAUGCCAUUAGAACAGAGCAGGCCAAAGAGUGUUUCUGGAAAAAAGAAGAAGAAAAGGGAGCUUCUUUCCAAGGCUGAUGCUGCUGGGACAACUGCUGAUCUUUACAUGGCAUACAAAACACCGGAAGAAAAGCGAGAUGUUGCUGUAUCAGAAAAUGUGAAUACCAUGUCUUCAAACAUUGAUGGUAAGCAGAUGCCUGAAGGUGAUACGAAGAAGCAUGCCUCUAGCAAAGAGGAAGACAGCCAUAGCAAAUCUGAACUGGAUGAUUGGGAGGAAGCCGCUGAAAUCUCUAGCCCUAAAUUGAAAACCUUGGAGAGGUCUGAAGCAGUGCACAAUAAUAAGUGCUGCAUGGAACAUGACAGUGGAUCUGUAGGUGGAAAAAGAUACACCAGAGAUUUCCUAAUGACCUUCUCAGAGCAGUGUAAGGAUCUUCCUCCUGGAUUUGAGAUUGGAUCAGAUAUAGCAGAUCUUCUAAUAAAUGUUCAAUUGAAUGCACCCUUUGUUGACCGUGACACGUACCAUAUGGGUGGAAGAAUAUUUGAUAGACAACCAAGCGGCUCAUCUCGACUGGACCGUCGUGGGAGUGGGAACAUGGAAGAGGAUAGGUGGAAUAAAUUAACAGCUCCUUUUGUACCUGGACGCACAGACCUUGCAUAUGGUAUUGCAGGUACAACAUUUCGUCAAGGUCCAGGUGGAAACCUGGGGGUCCUGAAGAAUCCUCGUGGCCAUCCAGGAGGACAAUAUGUUAGUGGAAUCCUUUCUGGUCCUAUGCAGUCUCUUGGUUCUCCUGGUGGGCUGCCAAGAAUGCAUGCUGAUGCUGAUAGGUGGCAGCGUGCUCCCCCUGUUCAGAAGGGCUUGAUUCCCUCUCCUCAUGCUCAACCUGUGGUCAUGCACAAAGCUGAAAAGAGGUAUGAGGUUGGCAAAGUAUCUGACGAAGAGGAAACUAAGCAGAGACAACUGAAAUCCAUUCUUAACAAGCUGACUCCUCAAAAUUUUGAAAAGCUGUUUGGGCAAGUCAAAGAAGUUAACAUUGAUAAUGUUGUCACUCUUACUGGUGUUAUUUCCCAAAUUUUUGAUAAAGCAUUAAUGGAGCCAACAUUCUGUGAAAUGUAUGCUGAUUUUUGUUCCCGUCUUGCUGGAGCAUUACCUGAUCUGGUUGAAGGUAAUGAAAAGGUUACUUUCAGAAGAUUGCUUCUGAAUAAAUGCCAAGAGGAAUUUGAGAGGGGAGAGAAGGAGGAAGCAGAAGCAGAUAAAGAUGAGGAAGAAGGCGAAACAAAACAGUCUGCAGAGGAGAGAGAAGCAAAGCGGAUCAAGGCUCGCAGACGGAUGCUGGGUAACAUUCGGCUGAUUGGUGAACUGUACAAGAAAAAGAUGUUAACUGAGAGAAUUAUGCAUGAAUGCAUCAAGAAGCUACUGGGCCAGUAUGAGAAUCCUGAUGAAGAAGAUGUGGAAGCUUUGUGCAAGUUGAUGAGCACAAUUGGAGCAAUAAUUGAUCAUCCCAUAGCCAAAGAGCACAUGGAUGCAUAUUUUGAUAGGAUGCACAAGCUGUCAACUAAUCAAAAGCUAUCUUCUAGGAUGCGAUUUAUGCUGAGAGACACAAUUGAUCUCAGAAAGAACAAGUGGCAGCAGAGAAGAAAAGUUGAGGGCCCUAAGAAAAUUGAGGAAGUGCAUCGUGAUGCAGCUCAGGAGCGCCAAACACAAUCAGGAAGAGCAUCUCGUGGUUCUGGCAUGAGUUCUUCUGCAAGGAGAGGACAAGCCAUUGAUUAUGGACCUAGAGGAUCCACUGGCUUGUCUUCUCCAGGGUCACAGCCACUGGUUUCUCUUCGAGGGACGCCAGCAUCUGGUCGCUUUGGUACCCAAGAUGUUCGGCUGGAGGAUAGACAUAUUAUUGAGAGCAGAACACUUUCAGUUCCAUUGCCACAAAGGUCUAUAGAUGAUGAUUCAAUUACUCUUGGGCCUCAAGGUGGUCUUGCAAAGGGGAUGUCUAUGAGAGGGCAACCCUCAAUGUCAAGUGGGUCUGUAAAUGAUAUUUCGGUAGUGAGUACUGGAGAUGCAAGAAGAAUGGGAAUGUGUCUAGGUGGUUCCAGUUCCACACAUUCUCUAGCAGAGUGGACACCAAAUAAUUCACGGGAGGAGGUUGGUUCUAGGGGUGUUCUGCUUGAUAGGCCGAAGUCUGCACAUUCUUAUGGUCAGCCAAAUCAUGAGGAUCGUGUGAACAGGGAUGCAAGAAAUACUCCAGUAUCUUCAACUGGUCCACAUAACUCAAUAGACAAAUUGCCCGAGGAACAGCUAAGAGAAAAGUCAAUAUCUGCAAUCAAGGAAUUUUACAGUGCAAAUGAUGAGGAAGAAGUUGCUUCAUGUGUGAAGGAAUUGAAUGCGCCAAAUUUCUAUCCCACUAUGGUGUCUCUCUGGGUCACAGAUUCUUUUGAGCGAAAGAACAUAGAGAGAGACCGUUUAACAAAAUUACUUGUUUCUCUCUGCAAAUCAAGGAACCAUUUGCUGAGUCAACGGCAGCUCAUCAAUGGGUUCGAGUCUGUCUUUGCUACCUUGCCCGAUGCAAUAUAUGAUGCGCCUAAAGCACCUGAAUUCCUUGGUGGCAUUCUUGCAAAGGUGAUUUUAGAAAACAUUAUUAGUCUAAAGGAUGUAGGAAGAUUGAUACAUGAAGGAGGUGAGGAGCCUGGUAGCCUUACGGAAUCUGGAAUCGCAUCAGACGUCCUUGGUAGUAUUCUGGAGGUUAUAAAGGAGGAGAAAGGUGAUACUUUGUUGAAAGACAUCCGCAAAAAUUCUGAGAUUCGACUGGAGGAAUUCCUCCCUCCGGACCCUAGAAAGCAGGCGAAGCUCAUAGCCUUUAUUUAGAAGCAUAUGCUAUGUAUACUCGCCCCUGCCUAGUUGUUAGGGUGCUACGAUUUGCAGUUAUCAUCUUGUUCAUGGCUCUAUAUAUUAAGUCUUUUUGGCA
Nymphaea colorata (pocket water lily) is the source of this 6461-nucleotide messenger RNA. RefSeq names its product eukaryotic translation initiation factor 4G-like. Gene Ontology annotation, cellular component: eukaryotic translation initiation factor 4F complex. The transcript has 10 exons. Gene Ontology annotation, molecular function: translation initiation factor activity; mRNA binding; protein binding. The record is from RefSeq and is a predicted model, not a curated record. The coding region runs from base 332 to 6361 and encodes 2009 amino acids. NCBI's taxonomy places the organism in Eukaryota, Viridiplantae, Streptophyta, Magnoliopsida, Nymphaeales, Nymphaeaceae.